This is a messenger RNA of Cornus florida, 1146 nucleotides long. Its product is annotated as transcription factor bHLH94-like. The transcript is spliced from 3 exons. Lineage: Eukaryota; Viridiplantae; Streptophyta; Magnoliopsida; Cornales; Cornaceae. Gene Ontology annotation, biological process: regulation of transcription by RNA polymerase II. The coding region runs from base 9 to 992 and encodes 327 amino acids. Gene Ontology annotation, molecular function: DNA-binding transcription factor activity, RNA polymerase II-specific; RNA polymerase II cis-regulatory region sequence-specific DNA binding; protein dimerization activity. The record is from RefSeq and is a predicted model, not a curated record.
AAGAUCAAAUGGCUCUUGAAGCUGUGGUAUAUCCACAAGACUUCUUUGGUUAUAGUGGCAAAGAAAUGUACAAUUUGUUAGGAGGGAAUUGGAGCUGUGAUGGCUUUGGUGGUGUGGAAGAAAGAGAGGAAGAGAAAGUGGUCCCCUUUGAUCAUUUUCCUCAGAACCAAACGGAAAAUUACUACUAUGAUGCAAAUUGGGUUCCUACACAUCCAUCAAUGGUGCCACAUUUGGAGUUGUCACACAUGGGUUCUAUGGUAAUUUCCGAGGAGUUCCCACAAUUGGACGCCUCUGCCUCUGCCUCUGGUUCACCACCAACCGUGCCAGCUCCUCCGACUAGGAUACGACGUCGUUCCAAGAGCAGAAAGAACCAGGAAGAGAUUGAGAACCAGAGAAUGACCCACAUUGCCGUUGAGCGUAAUCGGAGGAAACAAAUGAACGAGUACCUAGGCGUCCUCCGUUCACUCAUGCCGGAUUCUUACGUACCAAGAGGUGAUCAAGCAUCGAUCAUUGGUGGUGCCAUUAACUACGUUAAGGAGCUGGAGCAACGCCUACAAUGCCUUGUAGGCCACAAGCACAUGAACCACAACUUCGAGGCUACUUCUUCUUCUCCUCCUCCUCCUUUUGCUGAUUUCUUCACAUUCCCACAGUACUCCACCACCGGGACGUGUGAAAAUCCGGUGACAGCGAAUGAUCUGACGGCUGAGAACCGGUCUGCCAUAGCUGACAUUGAAGUGACAAUGGUGGAGACUCAUGCCAACCUGAAAAUAAGGUCGAAGAGGCGACCGAAGCAGCUCUUGAAGGUUGUGUCUGGGCUGCAAAGCCUCAGGCUCACUAUCCUUCAUCUUAAUGUCACAACUGUUGGUCAAAUUGUCCUCUAUUGUUUCAGUGUCAAGGUAGAAGAUGACUGCAAGCUGAUUUCAGUGGGAGAAAUAGCCACUGCUGUGAAUGAGAUGCUAGGUAGGAUUCAGGAAGAGGCUCUCUUGAUUUAGAAAAACCCUAAUUUGCCCUAUUGUAAUUGGAACUUUUUUUUUUUUUGACCAUCAUUUAGCAUAUAUAUGUGACAUAUGGUCAAUCUUUUCUCUUGAUUUUUAUGAUCACUGUACUUUGGAAAUUGCUUAUUGCAACCAAUGUCUCCACCAUUAA